This is a messenger RNA of Thunnus maccoyii (southern bluefin tuna), 1986 nucleotides long. RefSeq names its product protein inhibitor of activated STAT, 2 (gene pias2). Gene Ontology annotation, biological process: regulation of transcription by RNA polymerase II; protein sumoylation. The coding region runs from base 304 to 1983 and encodes 559 amino acids. NCBI's taxonomy places the organism in Eukaryota, Metazoa, Chordata, Actinopteri, Scombriformes, Scombridae. The record is from RefSeq and is a predicted model, not a curated record. Gene Ontology annotation, molecular function: zinc ion binding; transcription coregulator activity; SUMO ligase activity. The transcript is spliced from 17 exons.
CCCAACCAACGAAGGCAACGAGUACUAGCCAAUCAGAGGCAGAAAAGGGCGGGUCAUGACUUCGCCUUCCUAAGAAAAUAAAUUUGGCUUCCCAUCCUGUACAUUGCCCCGCCGUGGCGUCACCUGGAAGUAGUUACGCUGGGCGGGAUGACCGGAACAACAAAAUGGCGAAGUAUGAGGAGUUUCGGAGUUAAAGAACUGGGAGUCGACUGAACAGUUUCCAGAUUCCAAGUUGUUCGGUUUGUCUCUACUUGCCAGAUGCAUAAAGCCCACAUAUGUUGAGGAACUGUAAGGAGGAAAGAUAUGCGCAUGAGAACAAUCCAGCAUGGAGCAUAUAUUGAAAGCAGGAGUCAGUCCUGUAACACACACUUCAUUCUAUUGACUGGUGAGGCAGCCGAGUGGAACGACACCAAAACCAGCAUGAAUCUCCAGCAGCCAGCCCCCCUAAUCCCCCCUGUCCACCCUGAUGUGCAGAUGAAGCCUCUGCCCUUCUAUGAUGUGCUGGAUGUCCUAAUCAAGCCUUCAAGCCUAGGAGCAAGCACCGCGCAGAGAUACCACCAAGAAAAAUAUUUUAUCUUUGCCUUGACACCCCAGCAAGUUAGAGAAGUAUGCAUAUCCAGGGACUUUCUACCAGGUGGCAGAAGAGACUAUAUGGUUCAAAUUCAACUGAGGUUUUGCUUGUCAGAGACAAGUUGCCCUCAAGAAGACAAUUACCCAAACAGUCUCUGUAUAAAGGUCAAUGGGAAACUUUUUCCUUUACCAGGUUAUGCACCACCCCCCAAAAAUGGUGUGGAACAGAAGAGACCAGGAAGACCUCUAAACAUUACCUCACUGGUCCGACUCUCCUCUGCAGUGCCCAAUCAGAUUUCAGUGACAUGGGCGCCUGAAAUUGGAAAGACCUACUCCAUGUCUGUGUACCUGGUGAGGCAGCUGACAUCACCGCUGCUCCUGCAGAGGCUGAGGAUGAAGGGCAUCAGAAACCCAGACCACUCCAGAGCUCUAAUUAAAGAGAAGCUGACAGCAGAUCCAGACAGUGAGAUUGCUACAACAAGCCUUCGAGUCUCACUCAUGUGCCCGCUGGGUAAGAUGCGACUGACAGUGCCAUGCCGGGCGGUGACCUGCUGUCACCUGCAGUGUUUUGAUGCUGCCCUUUACCUGCAGAUGAAUGAAAAGAAACCUACCUGGAUCUGUCCUGUGUGUGACAAGAAGGCUGCAUAUGAGAGUCUCAUCAUUGAUGGUUUAUUUUUGGAGAUCCUGAACGACUGCUCAGAUGUGGAUGAAAUCAAGUUCCAGGAAGAUGGAACUUGGUGUCCAAUGAGACCAAAGAAAGAGUCUGUUAAGGUCCCCUCUCAGCCAAUUCCAAAAAUUGAGACCUCAGCUCCUUUGCGCCAGUCUUCAGUGGUUCCACAUUCUACUGAGCCUAGCUCCACCAAGAAGGCUGAUGUCAUUGAUCUGACCCUUGAAAGCUCGUCCUCUGAUGACGAUGAUGAGGAGGACACAGACCCUCCACUGAAGAAGCGUUGUGUUUACAUUUCCAAGAAUGAGGAGAUGCAUGCGAAGGGAGUGUUGACCUACCAGCCUUCCACUGUGCGCAUGCCAAACGUCCAGGGCCUGGACCCAUCAUAUCUGACCUCUACGCUUGCUGACUAUGCAGUCCCCUUCCACCCAUCUACUCUGGCUACCAUCCCCACAGACAUGCAGAGUCUGGAUUUGUUUUCCUUAAUUCAAGCAGAUCCUCAGCAUUACCGGCCUCAGAUGUUCCUGGACAACCUGACGAGCAGCAUGCAGAAUGCAGCUUCUGCCAGCACCAGCUCAGCCCUGGUCUCCUCCUCCAGCAGCCACUAUGAUGACAGCAGCCAUGCAACUAGCUCCAUCCACGAGACCCGGCUUUCCCUCAACCCUGACCCUGCUGCUGAAAAACACCCCCACUGCAAGAUGCUGCCACCACCAUGCUUCACCGUUGGGAUUGUAUUGGGCAGGUGAUGA